Molecule: messenger RNA, 1059 nt
Organism: Eublepharis macularius
Lineage: Eukaryota; Metazoa; Chordata; Lepidosauria; Squamata; Eublepharidae
Gene: METTL26
Product: methyltransferase like 26
Exons: 6
Coding region: 93-704 (203 amino acids)
Source: RefSeq, a predicted model, not a curated record
GGAGACGUAGUCUUUCCCGGGCUGCCUUCUGCCCCUGGACACCGCGGCGUCCCUUCUGCGCCUUCGCCCCGGGGGCUCGCCAAAGCUUGGCCAUGAUGGGCACAACGGCGGCCGACCGGAACAAGGAGCCCAUCCUGGGGGUCCUGCGGCAGUACGUGAGCCCCGCGCCGCGGCAGCUGGAGGCGCUAGAGGUGGCCUCGGGCUCCGGGCAGCACGCCGCCCACUUCGCCCGCGCCCUGCCCAACGCGCGGUGGCAGCCCUCCGAGCUGGACCCGGCCUGCCUGCAGAGCAUUUCUGCCUUAACCAGUGCACUCUGCCUCCCGAAUGUCAAACCGCCGAUUUACCUAGACUCAUCCAAGAGCUGGGAGACGUGGGGGCUGAAGCCCACCUCCCUGGAUCUCAUCGUCAACAUCAACAUGAUUCACAUUUCAGACGUGAGCUGUACCGAGGGCUUGUUCAGAGGAGCUGGGAAGCUUCUGAAGCCCGGUGCCGUGAUGAUCACAUACGGGCCUUACUCCGUGAAUGGAUGCAUCACCCCCCAGAGCAACGUGGACUUCAAUGCCACUUUGAGGCUCAGAAAUCCAGCGUGGGGCCUCCGGGACACGGCUUUCCUGCAGCAACUUGCUGAGGUCAAUGGAAUGUGUUUGGAGAGAAUGGUGGAGAUGCCGGCAAAUAACAAGUGCCUUAUCUUCCGUAAGCAGUGAGUUGGCUUAAGUUUAGCAUCUGAUGCCAAUACUCGUUUCCAAAAGUUACUUUCCUGAUAAGAUGUGUUGAUGCUGCAGUGAAGAGUGACUAUGCAAUGAAACGUGUGCUCUGGGCUUAGAAGACGCUCCUGUGGCCAAUUUGAUACCCCUGCAGCAACAUCCUACCUGAGGUGGCAUGAAUGACUGGGCUCAGCUGUACCCUUAUAGUAGUAAAUUGUUGCUCCAUCCUUUGCUGUGUUCUCAGUUGCAUUGUACAAACUUACUAGCUGUUCACUAUUUUGGGGAAAUGGCUUGUCGGGGUGUGGGUGUACAACUGCAAUUAAAGACUUCGGGUGUAUUCACCAAAUCUCAACCA